Molecule: messenger RNA, 1709 nt
Organism: Heterocephalus glaber (naked mole-rat)
Lineage: Eukaryota; Metazoa; Chordata; Mammalia; Rodentia; Bathyergidae
Gene: Nob1
Product: NIN1 (RPN12) binding protein 1 homolog
Biological process (GO): maturation of SSU-rRNA; ribosomal small subunit biogenesis
Cellular component (GO): preribosome, small subunit precursor
Molecular function (GO): RNA endonuclease activity
Source: RefSeq, a predicted model, not a curated record
UAUUCUGGGUUCCCAAAGGCCUAGAUUGAGAUGUAGGAGCUGGCGCAAGCUCCGUACGCCUGCGCGCUUAAUGCCUUCCCAGCCAGCAUGGCGCCCGUGGAGCACGUUGUGGCAGACGCAGGGGCUUUCCUCCGGGACGCAGCUCUGCAGGACAUAGGGAAAAACAUCUACACCAUCCGGGAGGUGGUCAGCGAGAUUCGGGACAGGGCCACGCGCCGGCGCCUUGCCGUCCUGCCCUACGAGCUGCGGUUCAGGGAGCCGCUCCCCGAGUACGUGCGGCUAGUGACUGAGUUUUCAAAGAAAACUGGAGACUAUCCCAGCCUCUCUGCCACAGAUAUCCAGGUGCUGGCACUCACUUACCAGUUGGAAGCAGAGUUUGUUGGGGUGUCUCACCUAAAACAAGAACCAGAAAAGGUUAGAGUGAGCUCCUCCAUUCGGCACCCAGAAACUCCUCUGCACAUUUCUGGCUUCCACCUCCCCUCCAAGCAUAAACCUCCGCAAGAAACAGCAGAUUGUGGCACUCCAGCCACUGAGCCGGAGCACCCAGAAUUCAGUUCCUUCCUAUUCUGGAGGAACCCUCUGCCUAAUAUCGAUCACGAGCUACAGCAGCUGCUGAUUGACAGAGGAGAAGAGGAGGCGGAGGCGGAGGCGGACACAGAAGGUGAUGGUUCUGAAGAAAGUGAAGGCAAAGACAGUGACGAUGACGAGGGUGGCUGGAUAACCCCCAGCAACAUCAAGCAGAUCCAGCAGGAGCUGGAGAAGUGCCACAUCCCCAAGGACGUGCAGGUCGGCUGUGUGACUACAGACUUCGCCAUGCAGAACGUCCUGCUGCAGAUGGGGCUGCACGUGCUGGCGGUGAACGGCAUGCUGAUCCACGAGGCCCGGAGUUACAUCCUUCGCUGCCACGGCUGCUUCAAGACCACGUCUGACAUGAGCCGAGUGUUCUGCGCGCACUGUGGGAACAGGACGCUGAAGAAAGUGGCGGUGACCGUGAGCGAGGACGGCGCCCUGCACAUGCUCUUCUCCCGCAACCCCAAGGUGCUGAACCCACGAGGCCUCCGGUACUCGCUGCCCAUGCCGAAAGGGGGCAAAUAUGCCAUCAACCCCCACCUGACGGAGGACCAGCGCUUCCCGCAGCUGCGACUGUCCCACAAGGCCCGGCAGAAGACCAAUGUGUUUGCCCCCGACUACAUAGCCGGGGUGUCUCCCUUUGCAGAGAACGACAUCUCCAGCCGCUCGGCCACCCUGCAGGUCCACGACAGCACCUUGGGGGCCGGAAGGAGGCGCUUAAAUCCCAACGCUUCCAGAAAGAAGUUUGUGAAGAAAAGGUGAAGUGCAAGCUCCUGCAGGCAGCCUGGACUGCACUGCCGUGGCAAGGAGCCCUGGCGUCUCCUUCCCCAGCUGCGCCUUCUCCAGAACAUCUGGGUGGGAGCGACCAACAGGCGCGGCCUGCUGCAGUGCUCCUUAGCGACUCGCCGUGUCAGGUCGGGUGGCCCAGCUGGUCACUGGCCUGUGAGCGCACGGAGAGCCCGGACUCCUGCCACAGCCACAGGAGGGGAUGUGGUGGGAACGAGGAGCAGUGCUGACGACGGCGCCAAGCGGAGUGCUGCUCUCGGGGUGCUGCAAGCUCUGAAGCAUAAGCCGUAAGCCCAGGGGUCAAGUGUCCGGAUUUAUGAGUAUUUUGCAAUAAAACUAUGGACUGCCACUUC